AGGCUUCUUGCGGCUUGGAACCAUUCCUGGCCAACGUCUUUCUGUCUUCUGCUGGCUUUCUUUCUCUAUCAGAUGCCACCCAAACGCAAGGCUUCCACCGCAGGGAAUCAGGAUGGCACGCUGCCUCUUAAGCGUAGGCUUCGAACUACUAAUGGCCCUUUGCUCGAUACACAACCUGCGGUGACCCCGUCUACGGGAAGGGUCAGGUCUCGUAUUGUAAAGAAGUCUCCGGAAAAUUUGGAGACAGAGGAGGAUAGCACCCCGGCUGGAGAGUCCUCUGCCCAACCUCUUCGGCGCGGUCGUCCCUCCAAAGCUUCGGCUUUAAAGUCUAAAGCCCUCCCGAAAGCUCUGGUUGAUGAUACACCUCCGAAGCCCAGCACAUCCAAAGAGACGCUAGAUGACGCUGAUUAUGCAACUGAAGACGCUGAGGCCGAGUUACCAGAUGAUGAACUCCUGCUUUCACCUCGCAAACGGAAGCCAGCCACACGUCCAGUAACUCCUCCUAGAAGUGCUACACAUGGACAAAUGAAUGGAAGUCCGCGAUAUCUCUUACACUCUGUGGAGGUACCGACACCAUCUUGGGUUAAUAAGCCGAAUCUGUCUCGUCACCAUGACGCUACAUCUCCGAUACCCCCGCACCGAAACGCUAGGAAGACAACCAGGAGCACUACACCAGAGGCAUCAAAUAGGAUAUCUCAGACAGUAUUGUCUUCAUUACCUUCCACUCCUUCCAGAUCAUUAGUUCGUUCCCCCAUCCCUUCUCCAAGACGUUCACCUCGGAAAGCGGUCGUACAGACCCUUCAAUCAGACACCGAUGAUGUUCCUUGGACAACCGCUUCCCCUCCUCUGUCUCCUUCCAAAGGUAAAAGCAAUGCAUUUGCGAGUCCUAAGAAGACAGGAGCAUCAUUUGAUGUCCUCCCAGAAUCACUACACACAUGUCUAGAUGCACAGAAAGCAGCCAUUUUGAAGGCGUUAUACAAGUCACCUCCGCCCAGCAACCCAGAUGAAGAUGAAGAUGACGUCGCCGCCAAUGUGUUAUCGGAGGAACAGCUCACUGAGUUGUUAAAAGGCACCGUACUUCGGGGUGAAGGUAACAGCUGUAUUCUAACAGGCCCGCCGGGUAGUGGCAAGACGCAGAUGGUGGAGCGGGUCAUGGCUAGCCUACCCGAGACACCUAUUAUCGUCCGACUCUCCGGUCAUGCCCAGACAGAUGACCGCCUUGCCAUGCGCGAAAUUGCAUGGCAACUGGCGCAACAAACAGGUACAUCGUUAAUGCCACAUGAAGAGAAUAAUGACGUUGUGUCGCAAGAUGAAGAAAAUCCUUUCAUCGAGACUACCUCACAAACCGUCGUUUCUCUGCCUCCGCCAGCGCAUCUGCUGGCCCUAAUAUCCGUGAUACCCACACUUUCUCGACCGACAAUUAUCGUUCUGGAUGCAUUUGAUUUAUUUGCAUUGCAUGCUAGACAGUCUCUGCUCUACUGUCUAUUUGACACCGCACAACACAGCCGAGUGGGGAUAAAUGGGAAGGGUAUGGCGGUGGUCGGCGUCACUACUCGAAUCGAUACGAUCAAUCUACUGGAAAAGCGAGUGAAGAGUCGAUUUUCUGGACGAAUACUACGCACUGCAGGACCCACGAAGCUGAAGGAUUGGCUUGGCGUCGCGAGAUCUGUCCUCUGCCUUCCUAUAGAAUCUGAGCAUGCGGAAGAAUGGACGACUCUAUGGCAGUCUUCGGUGGAUGAAUUCCUGGCAGACGACGCCGUCAAGGAUGCAUUGACGGAAAUAUUUGCACUAACUCGCGAUUUUCGCAUGCUCUGUCGUAUCCUAACACCGCCGAUCCUGGAACUAAACCCGUCAGCUCCAUUUCUGUCUUCAUCACAGUUAAUACAGGCGAUCAGAAGUCAACGAUGCCCUGACUUGUCUUUUCUUCCAUCCCUUCCCUACCCUGCAAUCUGUCUCCUCAUUGCAGCCGCGCACACUCGUAUAUCCGGGCAUGACACGUUCACAUUCGAGAUGCUGCAUGAAGCAUUCCGCGACCAAGUACGGACGUCCUUAUCAGCACCGGUUCAGGUCCGAGGGGGUGGAAUUGGGAUGGUGAGAUGUAGUCGUGAAGUUCUGAUCGGAGCUUUCGAGCGGCUUAUUGCUCUUCGGAUCUUUGUUGCUGCUGCCAUUCCAUCUGCUGGGAUCUCAAGGGAGUUCGUGCGAUACAGAUCGACGCUCGACCAUGCUGAUGUGAAGCUGACUGUAGAGAGGACGGGUCAGUUGAACCUCAAGAAGUGGCUCAGCAAGGGUAAAUCCAAUUGACCAGAUGUACUGCUUGGACACGUGUGUUAUCCUACUUCUCUCAAGCCUGAAUCUGUGCAUGUAUGGGAGAUUGCUUUCGCAGCUUCGCAAAGGUUCUGUGUACGCCCUGCCCAUUCUGAUGCAGAUAGCGAGCUAUUUUAGUCACGUUAGCGGUGCCAUGGUGAAACUGUGGGAAGUCCUAUCAGAGUUCAAUCGAAGACAGGUAUCAAGACUGGAUUGGGAAAAUUCACGCUAAUGUAUCCCGAAGCUACCAAUAACGCCAUUCGAUCACUCC
Molecule: messenger RNA, 2575 nt
Organism: Somion occarium
Lineage: Eukaryota; Fungi; Basidiomycota; Agaricomycetes; Polyporales; Cerrenaceae
Source: the annotation of a GenBank genome assembly